Megalobrama amblycephala (Wuchang bream) is the source of this 3108-nucleotide messenger RNA. RefSeq lists its product as uncharacterized. Gene Ontology annotation, molecular function: SNARE binding. Gene Ontology annotation, cellular component: exocyst. Bases 891 to 2723 code for a protein of 610 amino acids. Gene Ontology annotation, biological process: exocytosis; exocyst localization. The transcript has 11 exons. The record is from RefSeq and is a predicted model, not a curated record. NCBI's taxonomy places the organism in Eukaryota, Metazoa, Chordata, Actinopteri, Cypriniformes, Xenocyprididae.
UGAGAUGCUAGUCCAUGCUAACUAGUUGAAGUACUAUUCUCUCUUUAAACAGUAAACACUCAUUGUAAUGUAAAACAAUGAUAACGCCAUUUUUCAUUGUUAAUAGUUAUGACGAAAAAGUCUGUAUAUAUUUAUCUUAUGUUACAGGUUUUCAGCUUUGCUUGGCAUUCACCACAGGUGCACCUACAAGUACAGUAUAACAGUGACGCAGCUAUGUCUUAAAUAACUAUGGUGACACUUACCAUAGAGAAACGUCCUACUCUAGUCGUGAUUGCGAAUCAGUUUCUGGUUGAUCGACUACUUCAGACGUUUCAUUACAGCCAUUCCCUGACAUUAACACAGUUUUUUUAAAGAAUAAUAAUAAAAGGCAUUUUACAUUUAGACAUGUAGAAGAUUGUGUAAAACAGGGUUUUCAGCAAAGUUUUGAUUAUUUUGAUAUUUAGAGACCUUAGUAUCAAAUAUGUUACAGCAGGAUUUAAGGCAUUAAAACACUAAUCAGAUUUGUUUGAUUAAAUUAGAUUGGUUUGUCACCAUGCCAUAAUAACUCCAUAGUAAAACAGGGCAGAUGUGUGUUUUGUUUCACGGCCAUGUCUGUGUGUUGGCUCAAUACUGCCACGGCACUUCUAAGGACUGCAUGAUUUUCACUUUCAUUUUCACUUUCCCUUUUAUAAAGAGUUUGGUUUACUCUCAGUCAUCUUGCAUAGCGUCAGAGUUUCCAGUUGGUCGAAGGACGUGGAAUCUGUAAUGUGAGAGGACAGUAUGAGACUGGUUUCACUUUCAUUUACUCUUACAUAGUGUCAGAAUGUCCAGUUAGUCCAAGAACGUGGAAUCUGUGAGACGUGAGGAAAGUACCAAGCAACCAAUGGCUAAGCUGCUCCAUUGGCUGGAAUAUGUCCAUGAGGGAAACUCCCAUAAAUGUAGCUACCUGUUUUAAGGACUGUAAUCUCGCCAUUUAUUCUGAUGUAUACUGUGGUACAAGUAGGCACUUUAUUUCAAAUAUGGCAUUGAAGCAAACAAAAGUGUUUUACAAUAAGUUGAAAGGAAAAAAACAGCUUGGGAAUGAAGAGAAACCUUUAAUGAAAAACAUCGAGCAGACAGAUGGGGAACAGACGUUUGAAUGCAUGGAAAGUUCAGAUCAGUCUGGAGGGCUUCCUGAUCUAAUUGCUCCAGAUGUUGAAGUGAAUGGCGAGAAAGUGCUCGAUAUUCUCAGAAAGAUUCUGAGUGAACAAUCAAACCCUGAGGAACUUGACAAAGCAGCUGAGGUGUUAAAAAGAUGGAGCAAACGUAACGGUGUUAGCAUAGACCAGAAAGAAGGCAGCUUCCCUCAAAACUGGCUCUGUGAGUAUUUUCAAGAAAUAGAUCAGUUUGUGGAAAAUCACUUUCCCUUGCUGCCAGAAGAGGGACCACCAGGAUCUCAGUUAGAGCAGUUACAGGACUUUCUAAAGAGCACACAGAGCAAGAUAUGCUUUGAGGUGAUUCGAUUAACACCGGUACUGGAAGAUGCUGGGCUGCUAGUUCAUCUGACUGACAGUUACAGCCGUCACCUCUUUACCAAGUUGGACCUGCUGCUAAACAGAGAUCUGUCUGCGAAGGAGACCUUCUGCUUAAUAAUGUGGGGAAAAGAUGUUUUCUUCAGUCCAGAUUUGCAGCAUGUCUUCAGAGUGUAUGACCCUCUGCUGUUGACAGGAUGGUUUGAGAAAGCAAAGAGGAAACUGCUUCCAAAACUAAAGAAUGAAAUCUCUAAGACUCUACAGAACAUCCUGUGCUAUGAGGAGCAACAUGGGCAUAAUGAGGACUCAAUGAAUGAAGAAACUUUCAUCAGAGUGCACUUAGAUGUUAUUCAGUGUCUGAAUGCUGUUAUUGAAAAUUCUAAAGCAUUUAGUAACACCCUUAUGUGUAAGGCACAACCGCUCUGUCUUAAAGAGCUUCAUCGUUUUGUUCAGAAGUAUGUGGAUGCAGAGAAAAAACAUCUUAAAAAACGGCAACCCCUAAACACAAACUUUGUGUACCUGUUUCGGAUCAUCAGCACCUGUAGGCAACUCAGAUUUUAUGCUCCCCAACUCAACAAUCCGGAUACAAACAAGAGUGGCGAUCUCUUACACAUCAGCAACAUGUUAAAGGAGAUGGAAGUUCACGUUUUGUCUAUUGUACAAAAGAUGCUGAAACACUUAGCACAGGACAAUUUAAAACAUUAUUUCAAAAAGGGGAGUGAGAAAAUUCAUAUCCUGACAGAGGAAAUUCAAAAGCAGUGUGCAUCUCUGCCUCAGAAUGACGAGAUUCAAGAGAUCUUUGGGAAUGUCGCCUACGACUGUGUUUCACGCGUGUAUCUCGAUUGCCUGAUGAAGAGCAAGAUCAAACGGCUUAAAAAGAGAUGGGAAAAUGUUGGAGAAAAGAUGAGAGAGGACGCUCACAAUUUUCACAACACAUUCAAAGAACUGAAUGGCAGUGAUGACCAAAGGAACAAGCUCCUUCUGAGAAUGAGUGAAGUUUUGCUUUGCAGUGAUGUAGAUGCACUGAAGCUUACCUGUUGUAAGUUGUUCAAAGACCUCCCUGAGGACAGUGAGCAGUAUGUACCUGGUCUGCUGCGCUGGAAGGGGGUCUUAUCAGAGCGACAAAUAAGGGAAGUACUGGAGACGGUUCAAGUCGUUUACCCGGAUCCAAAUCCUAGAUGUGUCACCCGUCGUCCCCUGAAGGGCCUUUGCUGUUGUCUUUGGUGUGAAUAACACCAUGAGCCAAAAAACGUUGUUUACAAGUGUAAUCAUGGCAUGACUGUUUCGUGACAUUCAGUUUGACACAUUUUUCUAAAUAUUAAAUUGAAAAUAUUAAUUUUUCAAAUAUUUUAUAUAUUUUUGUGUCAAAUGAGAUUUUGUUUUUACUUGAAAUAGGAAAUAAUGGAUUUAUAGACCAUUUGGCAAAAAGCGAUGAUGUAUUUUGUGGGUGGAGCCUAACGUUUUUCCGCCACCACCACAAUGCGCGCACAGCUGCAAGCCGAUUCAGGGCUACUGGCCCUUUAAUUCUCGUGCUCCACGCCCACGGAGCUCGCGCUUGCCUUGAACAGUGCAUAAACAAAGUUUACACAGCUAAUAUAACCCUCAAAUGGAUCUUUAC